Durusdinium trenchii is the source of this 5250-nucleotide messenger RNA. Lineage: Eukaryota; Dinophyceae; Suessiales; Symbiodiniaceae. The record is from the annotation of a GenBank genome assembly.
AUGCACAACAACAAUGCAGUGAACAAGCGUCCCAUGAAAGCUGAGGCUACGCUGAUGAACCCUCAGGACAACAUCAUUGCUCUCAAAGCAGCAUCAGAAGGACAACCAGGGCAUUUUGUGCAGAUCUUCAAUCUUGACACAAAGGAAAAGCUUGGGGUGUAUCAGUGCCCAGAGCAGAUUGUCUUCUGGCGUUGGUUGGCGCCCAGAAUGUUGGCACUGGUGUGCGCUCAGGAUGUCUACCAUUGGAACCUGGCCACAGCAAACAGCCAGCCGGAGAAGAUCUUUCAGCGUGCCGGCAAAUUGGCCGAAGCUGGCACCCAGAUUAUUAACUACUCCGCGAAUAGCCAGGUGUCUUGGUGCCUUUUGACAGGGAUCUCCUCACAGGACCAGGGAAGGACGAUUGAUGGCAAUAUGCAGCUUUACAGUGUAGAACGCAAGCAACAACAGCUCCUUGAGGGCCACGCAGGCUGCUUCGGGAACGUCUACGUUGACGAUGGUGGCGUGAGAUGUGGAGUUUUUGCAUUCCAAGAAAGGAAGGCUGGCCAGCCGGGAACGAAGCUGCACAUCAUGGACAUCCUCAAGAACCGUGGUGAGUCCGCACCACCCUUCAAGGUGCAGCAAGAAAUCGCCAUGCCUCCUGAAGCGCCCACGGACUUUGCAGUGGGCCUUCACCUGAGCGAAAAGCAUGGUGUCAUCUUCAUGGUGACAAAGGCUGGAUUCCUCUUCAUGUUCGACAUCGGCACAGGCACCAUGCUAGUCCGCUCCAGGGUGUCCCAGGAGACAGUCUUCAUUACUGUUGGUAGUGCCUUAAGUGGUGGCAUCAUCUUUGUGAACAAGCGGGGCGCGGUGAUGAGCGCCAAGGUGAACGAGGCUGCCAUCGUAAACUACAUCAUUAACCAGCUGGUGCAGAUUCCCAAUCGCCAGGACAUCGCCUUCAACAUGGCCAAGCGCUUUGGUCUUCCGGGCGCCGACGAGUUGUUCCAGCGGCAAUUCAACCAACUCUUCGCCUCUGGCGAUUACAAAGGUGCUGCCUUGAUUGCAGCACAGUGCAAGAGCGGCCUUUUGCGCACCCCGCAGACGAUCCAGCAGUUCAAGAGCGUGCAGGCUCCACCUGGACAGUCCUCACCGAUUUUGCACUACUUUUCCACCCUGUUGGAACAUAACAAGUUGAAUGCCUUGGAGUCCGUGGAGUUGGUGCGGCCGGUCGUGCAGCAAGGCCGGCGUGAGCUCAUUGAGAAGUGGCUUAAGGAAGACAAGCUGGAGUGCACUGAAGAAUUGGGCGACAUUGUGCGACCACUGGAGACCAAGUUCGCGCUGUCCAUCUACUUGAGAGCUCAGAUUCACCAGAAGGUGAUUCAAUGCUUCGUGGAGCUGGGCCAGAUCGAUCAGAUUGUCGCGUAUGUCAAGAGAGUUGGCUACCAGGCGGACUACACUCAGCUGCUUCAAAACAUGGUGGCCUCCAAUCCAGAGGGUGCGACGAACUUCGCGAAGAGCCUCCUGGAGGGCCAGAACGGCGUGCCACUCAUCGAUAUCAAUCAGGUUGUGAAGGUCUUCAUGGACCAGAACAGGUUGCAGGAGACCACGUCUAUCCUGCUCGAUGCUCUCAAGGCCAACAAGCCAGACCAAGCCCAUUUGCAGACGCAGCUGCUGGCCAUGAACCUUCAGCAGGCACCAAAGGUGGCCGAGGCCAUCCUGCAGAUGAACAUGUUCACCCACUACGACCGGGCUUACAUCGGCCAGCUUUGCGAGAAAGCCGGUCUCAUGCAAUGGGCCAUGGAACACUACACUGAUGGAGCUGAUUUGAAGCGUGUCAUGAUGCAUGCACAUCAGAUGACGCCAGAGUUCUUGAUUCAGUACUUUUCGCGCUUGUCGCCGGAGACUGCCCUCGAGUGCCUCACGGAUUUGAUGCGACACAAUCGCCAGAACCUGCAGGUGGCAGUCAAGGUGGCUAUCCAGUAUCACGAGCAGAUUGGUGCGGUGAAGAUCGUGGAGAUGUUUGAAAGCUUUGGCUCCAAUGAAGGCAUUUUCUACUUCCUCGGUGCGAUUUUGAACACCAGCACCGACCCUGACGUGCAUUUCAAAUAUAUCCAGGCAGCUAGCCGAGUGGGCAACAUGCAGGAGGUUGAGCGAGUCUGCCGCGAGUCCCAAGUUUAUGACCCAACCGCGGUGAAAAACUUCCUCAAGGAGGCCAAGUUGCCAGACCCUCGACCCUUGAUCUAUGUCUGCGACCUGCAUGACUUCGUGGAGGAGCUGACAGACUACCUUUACAAGAACUCACUGAUGAAGUACAUCGAGGUCUACGUGGUGAAGGUGAACCCUUUGAAGUGCCCACAGGUGAUUGGAAGCCUCAUUGACUUGGAUUGCUCCGAAGACUUCAUCAAGACCCUGCUGCAGAAUGUUCGCGCUGCCUGCCCAGCGGAGCCAUUGGUGGAGCAGAUUGAGAAGAGGAACCGCCUGCGGCUGUUGUUGCCAUGGCUUGAGGCGCGUGUGGCAGAGGGCAACCAGGAUCCUCACCUGCACAACGCCAUGGCGAAGAUUCUCAUCGACACCAAUCGUGAUCCGGAGAACUUCUUGAAGACCAAUGCAUUCUACGACUCCAAGAUCGUGGGCAAGUACUGUGAGGAUCGUGACCCGCACCUGGCCUACACAGCCUACAAGCGUGCUUGGGGCUCCUGUGAUGAGCAACUGGUGGACGUCACCAACCGCAACGGCCUCUUCCGUCUGCAAGCCAGGUAUUUGGUGGAGCGCCAAAGCCCAGACCUUUGGGCCUUGGUUCUGACGCCUGACAACCAGGCUGAGAGAUCAACUUGCCACCUAGAUCAUUCACGUGUGGAGGCCAUCGCUACUAGGGUGGAGUACCGGCGCAAUGUCAUCGACCAAGUGGUGAGCACAGCCUUGCCGGAGUCCACCAAUGCAGAUGAGGUCUCGGCGACUGUGAAAGCAUUCAUUAGCGCGGAUCUGCCCACUGAACUGAUCGAGCUGUUGGAAAAGAUUGUCCUCCAUAACUCAGACUUCAGUAAGAACCGGAACUUGCAGAACUUGUUGGUUCUCACGGCUAUCAAAGCCGACAAGGCCCGGGUCAUGGACUACAUCAACCGUUUGGACAACUACGAUGGCCCAGAGAUUGCAAAGAUUGCAUUGGGCGAUCCGUAUGGCCUGUACGAGGAGGCCUUCCUCAUCUACAAGAAGUGUGGGCAAAAUGCCGAAGCCAUGGAUGUGCUGCUGGAGAACAUCAACUCCUUGGAGAGGGCGCAAGAGUUUGCCGCACGAAUCAAUGACAAGACUGUUUGGUACAAAUUGGGCAAAGCACAGCUGGAAACUGGCGGUGUGCCAGAGUCUGUGGACUCCUACUUGAAGUCAGAAGAUGCGACUGACUACCUGGAAGUGAUCCAGGCUGCAGAGCGUGAGGAGAACUACGAGGAGCUGGUGAGAUAUCUGAUGAUGGCCCGGACAAAGGUGAAGGAUUCACAGAUUGAUGGUGAGCUGGUGUACGCGUAUGCGAAGACGGAGCGCCUGGGCGAAAUGGAAGAGUUUAUCAGUGGCACCAACACGGCCAACAUCCAAGCAGUGGGCGAUCGUCUUUAUGAUGAGAAAUUCUACAAGGCAGCCAAGAUCCUGUAUGCCUCCAUCCCGAACAAUGGGCGCUUGGCCUCAUGCCAUGUGCAGCUGGGAGAGUACACACAGGCUGUUGAGGCAGCGAAGAAGGCAAACAAUCCGAAGACUUGGCAGGAGGUGAACCUGGCCUGUGUCAAGGCGGAGCAGUUCCGCUGUGCAGAGAUUGCGGGUCAGCACAUCAUCGUUCACCCGGAUCACCUGGAGGAGGUCAUCUCGCAGUACGAGAAGCAGGGAUGCUUCGAUGCCUUAAUGCAGCUGCUGGAGUCCGGCCUGGGCAACGAGCGUGCCCAUGUUGGUAUGUACACUGAGCUGGCAACGAUGUAUGCGAAGUACAAGCCAAAGAUGCUGAUGGACUUCAUCAAGAUGAACGUGCAGAAGUUGAACAUUCCCAAGUUGAUCCAUGCCUGCGAAAGGCACUAUCACUGGGAACAUGCCGUGUUCCUCUACACGCACUAUGACGAGUACGACCAAGCAGCGAACACGAUGAUGGCUCACAGCCCAAUUGCCUUUGCUCAUGACCAGUUCCUGAUGAUCAUGCAGAAGGUGUCGAAUAUGGAGUUGUACUACCGUGCAGUCCAAUUCUACUUGGAUGAGCAGCCACUGCAGUUGAACUCCCUAUUGAGCACCAUCACUCCAAAGGUGGAUCAUGCACGAGUGGUCCAGCAGGUGAAGAAAGCGGGCCAGUUGCCGCUGAUCAUGCCCUACAUGAAGCAGGCCAGUUGGCCUGAUGUCCAAUCCUUGGAGGCCAUCAAUGACAUCUACGUGGAUGGCGAACAGUACGAGGAGCUGAGCUGCACCGCCUGGCACUCCCCUGCAGAGCUCCCGAGCGGAAUUCCUGCAGAGCUUCCGCUGGGCAACUCGAGGGAGAGGAGAUGCUGGGAGGGCUGCACGGCCAACAGAAAUUUGUUGCAUCCACAGGUCUUCCUUUGUGUGCUGGAUGCAUUGAUGCUGAUUAUCCGCGACUGCCUGUCGGUCGCAGAUUUGGCAUCUGCACUCACAGCUCACCUGAGACAUGCUGAUGAGGAGGCAGAGAAAAAGCUAGAAGGCUGGUCGAUGCACGAGCAAGGUCGGCUCCAGUACUUCUACAAUGCCUCUACGGGCGAAAGCUGCUGGGAAAACCCCGCCGACUUCGCUCAACAUGAGCUUCAUGCACAAUAUUGGUUGCUGGGCAGAUUCGUCCAGCACUUCUAUGGUGACAUGGCCUUGAGCGGAGAAGGCCGGAGCUUCCUCACGGCACUGGGGGAACGGGUGAACGUGCCCGACGAGGUGAAAGACUACGCUGCAUGGAUCCAGGCAUCUGUUGCGAGUAGCUCUCCUGUGGCGCAAGUGCCCACCCCGCAGCGCCGUACCCGCCCACCCCUACCACCCCUCACUGCCUUGCCCUUGAAAGCCGACGCUGAUCCGUUGGAGCCGCACUUGGCAUUCCUGGUGCGUGCCCCUUCAGUGGAUCCGAGCCCCGAGGUGCGUUUCAAACGUGCACAAUCCAGUGGCCAACUCGAGCGAAGGAAGCGGACGCAUCCGCCAUUGACCAAAUAUCCUCUCCGGCGGUCACUGAUGAUUUGGAAGCCUGUUGCUGAAGAGGACCUGCGCAGCGGACAGCUCCAGGCGCGGCGUGCACAGACAGGGCCCUUCUGA